This is a messenger RNA of Lingula anatina, 3784 nucleotides long. RefSeq lists its product as uncharacterized. The record is from RefSeq and is a predicted model, not a curated record. Gene Ontology annotation, molecular function: zinc ion binding. Lineage: Eukaryota; Metazoa; Brachiopoda; Lingulata; Lingulida; Lingulidae.
UUUCUCAUUUAGACAGUAAAUUAUUAAUGACAAUCGAAACUAUUAAUACUGGGGAUCGAAGGGCUGCCCCCAGUGAUUGACGGGCCUAGACAAGAAGACGCCAGACAUCUGGACAUGCGAGGGGGGAGAGGAAGAACGAUGUCCACGCCAAAAGUGAAACCACCGAAAUUAAGGAAACACAGUCACCAUGUGUUUUUCGCCCAUCACGAGGAGGAGGACUACCUGAUUACACCCGUCGUUGACGUCCUGGAAAAACUUGGCUUCACAUGUAACCACUCCGGGGCCUGCGUCCCCGGCGGGUGGGUCGUCGAGUUUAAUCACGCAUCCAUCGAGCAGGCCAAAAGAGUCGUCUUCUGCCUGAGUCCCGACUUUUGGGGAAACCCAUUGUGCCUGAACCUGUUGCAGCACGCUAUGUGCGUUAGGAACCUGAAAAACCUGAAGAGUAUUCAAGUGGAACGCUGCAAAGUUCCAGAAAACUGGAAAAAACUUCAAGCUGAUCUAGGCAACAUUUACCGUGACCCUACUGGUACUGUCCAGAGAUUGGUAUGGUUUUUGAGGAAGCCUAGUAAAGGUCCGUUGCUAUGGAGACAGACCAGGAGAGCCGUGAGAAGCGCGGUGAAACGUGCUAUCUGCAGCGACAUGAGGAAGCACGGCGCCGCCAGCCAACUUUCCAGAAGCAUUAAAAUGGUGUCCUACUCCAAAGUAGCGGAACUCAAAGUCACGUGCCCUUAUCCACCAUGCGUGUUCAGCGGCACUGUCAGGGAGAUGGUUAUCCACGAGAGUGUUUGCGAUCACGUGCCGAUCUCAUGCCCUCACCCUCAGUGUAGCCAGAGUGGACCCAGAGCAACUCUCCGUGAACAUAUCAAAACAUGCCCGUUAAAAACACAGCACCAGACACCAGUGAGCAAUAGACGAGAGAGUAAAGCAGGAAAGAGCUUGGUGAAGUGGAUCACGUCGCUUUUCAAAGCCAAGCCAGUCAAAGAGAAUGACCUGCCCUUCAAAGCCAGCCAGCAGUGUCCUGAUUUCGUCCCCGUAGUCUGCACCAACCCGGGAUGCAAGGAUCUGGUCCUACCCAGCCAGUUGGAGAGACACCUCUCCGUGUGCAAGUUUGCCACGGUCACGUGUCCGUACAAGUCUCUGGGCUGUCCCCAUGAUCUCCUUCAUCGCUGGGAGCUGGUGGAGCACGUGGAGAGGUGUGAGUUUGCCUCGUACCACUGCAUCUCUGGGGAGACGAUUCUGAGGAAGAGUAUCAAGAACCACGAGCCCCUUUGCUCUGCCAGGUAUACCACGUGCCAAGCGUGCAGUAGCAGAGUGGAAAGACAUGACAUUCGACAUCACAAACGGUUCCAGUGCCCCAAGACCCCGGUGUUUUGCGAGCACUGUUGCUCGUGGGUCACUGCAGGAAAAUACCAGGAACACAUACGAACGCAGCAUGUAGUCUCAGAAAACAAGAAAUCAUGUAUUUCUGAAGAAUACAUCGGUGUUGAAUAUAACGGACCAUCUGCAGACAAAAUUCACCAACUCGUCGGAAGUUUUAAGUCCGAAGCUGCCAUAAGGGAGGGUCGUUUCACCGACAGCGGAUCAUAUGUUCCCUGGUCUGAAUUAGAAGAAUCUCUAAGCAUUCAGAAUCGGAAGAAGUCACCAACAAAACAAGUGAGACGAGGCAAUUAUACUGGGACACCAUCAGUAAAUACGGGACACAUUAGAACACCAUCAACAAAGACGGGACUGACUGGGACACCAUCAGUAAAGACAGGACACAUUAGAACACCAUCAACAAAGACGGGACUGACUGGGACACCAUCAGUAACAACGGGACACAUUAGAACACCAUCAACAAAGACAGGACCAACUGAGACACCAGCAGCUUGGGGAAGGUCGAUUGGGACACCACCAUUUAGUACAGAAUCGUUUUCGACACCAUCAGUAAAAACGGGACUGAGUGGGACACAACCAUUUUGUACAAAAUCGACUGGGACACCACCAGUAAACAUAGGACUGAAUGGGACACCACCAUUAAAGACAGAACCGACUGGGACACCACGAGUAAAUACGGAACUGAGUGGGACACCACCAUUUAGUACAGAAUUGACACAAUCAGCUAAGGCAGAACCGACUGGGACACCACGAGUAAAGAUGGGACUGAGUGGGACACAGCCAUUUAGUACAAAAUCGACUGGGACACAACCAGCUAAGACAGAACCGACUAGGGCAACACCAGUUAGAGCAAGAUUGACUGACAUGCCACCAAUUGAGACGGGACCGACUGGGACACCACCAGUUAUUACAGAACUGAAUGGGACCACACCAAUAAAGACGGUAUCGAAUGGGACACCACCAGUUAGUACAGAACUGAAUGGGACCACACCAAUAAAGGCGGUAUCGAAUGGACCACCACAAGUAAGGGGAAGAUUGCCGACUGAAGUGACCCCAAAAGCAACAUCAGGUCUUGCUGUUGACGAUAAACAACGUGAAAAGCAAGUGGACAGCAAUGCUUUUGAAACGAAAUCUACCACACUAGAGGGCGCAUUUGGCGAACCAGGUGGUAAAAACAAGCAUGGUGGUGCCACCAAAGAGAACCACCCUCGAGAAAAUAGCGAACCAAGUCUUGGAGUUAACAGGGCAUUUUCUUUUAGGAUGCGCCGCACGGUCAGCGAGAAUACCCAGAAAAAGGAUGUGGGGACUAGCAGAUCAUUUUGGACCUUUAUAAAGACCGUUUUAAAGUGGAAACCAGGGCCUCAAGUGGUGGAAUUGUGCCCCUUUAAUUUGGAAGACCUCGUCCAUCUCCUUUGUGUUGAAAGCUUGAUUACCAGGAAAGAGAAGACGGAAUUCAGAGACUAUGCUAGAAAUCUCGCCGUCUACAAACAGUCGCCGAACAACGCCCUCUAUCGUGCCAUUGAGGCCUGGAAUAGUGGGUUAUUCGGGAUAAUUCAAGAGGUUGCCAAGUCUUUCCAUUCAGGAUGCAUUACACCAGACAGAGACUGUCUUUCUAUCAUCCGUGAUAAGUACUAUGACAAGUUGAAAAGGUCACGAAAUGCGGAAAGAAACGGCCCUGGUGCCCUUCCAUCGAACAUGACCGGUCCUCCGCCGCGCAAGAUUGCUGAAGUAUUGUUCUUUAAAACGCUGUGAUAAGUUGAAAGUGGUCGUAAAUCUACGGCUGUUACUAUCAAAGUCAAGCGUCUAAUGACAUUACAUAUCUUUUAAAAGAUAUUUUUAUUCUUUUUUAUUAAUUUUUAUUAUUAUUUUAUAAUUUUUUUAUUAUUAUUGAAAGCUGCUUUCUAUAAGCCAAGUACAUCCUUGCAUUAUCUGAGCUCCGCGAAAAUGUCAUGGAUUUUAAGAACCACCGGAAGUCAAUUCAGCAUCAUUUUACGGUGACAGUUGGACCAUCGUAAUUUGAGGACGUGACGGAUAAGAGCUGCUUUUACUCACUGUAAAGUUAACAGAAGACAGGGUUCAUAAUUAUAAAGUACCUUGCACAUUUUAUACUGUAUAUGCACAUGACUUCUUUCAGCCUGUUUCCACAAGAGGCAAGUGAUCGAACCCAAAUACUGAAUGCUCUAUGAAACCACGAUUUUUUUGCUGAGAACAAAUUUUAAUAUAAUAGUGCUGAUUUUCAAUCUCGAUUGAUUGAUUCAUAGAUUGAUAAGUUCAUUGAUCGAUUCAUUGAUUCAUUAAUAAACAAUUUAUGAAAUUUCGACGGCUAUGAAUACCCACAGGCAAACUAAAAUCAGGGCUUCGUUAUGUCUCAGAUGUGUAUAAAUAAUUUAAUGAAACAAUUCACCCC